AUGAGAGUUUGGACGCAUUGCCACCGUUGCUUGACCCGUUCAAACUUGGGCUGGCCAAGAAAUUUACCUCCGAGCUUCUUUGCGUCUUCUAGACCGAGCCCGAUACCCGCCCAUGAAUGCACGGUAGUUCCGCCAAUGUUAACUGAUGCUAUUCCCGUCGAGGCCGUUAUAGCGAGACCUGGGUGGCCCCGCCCACCACGCACUCGAAUUAUUUCCCGCAAGAGAACAGAUUUACCGAAUUACGCACCUGCAGACCCGGUAAAGAACACAUUCUCGCCACGCUCGACUUUUCGAAGCACGUUUUUUUGCUCCUCUGAAAGAACAAUACUCUCCGUUGAAGGUCCAGGUGUACAUGUCUCAAUGGGAGUCUCGCGUCCUUCAAAGCCUGUUGGUGGUUGCUUCUCUGCUUUCGCUUGA
Molecule: messenger RNA, 417 nt
Organism: Suillus bovinus
Lineage: Eukaryota; Fungi; Basidiomycota; Agaricomycetes; Boletales; Suillaceae
Exons: 2
Coding region: 1-417 (138 amino acids)
Source: RefSeq, a predicted model, not a curated record